GUAUUACAACUACAAAAAAUUCUUUAGCAUCGUUCUGAUGGCCGUUUCUGAUGCCAGUAAGCAUCGGGAGUUAUGGUAGUCAGAGUGACGGAGAAGUUGAUGCAAAAUACUUUGCCACUACCGCCUCCCGCGCGUAUAUCUAUGGAAUCGCCCCAACCAUUACCACAUUUUUUCGUUGGUGAUGCUGCAUUCCCAUUGAGAACAAACUUGAUGCGUCCAUAUCCCGGUUUUAACUUACCAAGAACCAAGCGGAUUUUUAAUUAUCGCCUUUCAAGAGCGCGUAGUGUAAUAGAGAACAGCUUUGGAAUAUUAACGGCGCGAUGGAGAAUUCUUCGCACCUCGAUUGAAUGUGACCCUAAAAAUUGCGAAAAAGUAGUGCUAGCCUGCAUUGUUUUACACAAUUUUAUAAUUUUAAACGAUCACAAUCGUUGGUAUUGCCCUGAAAAUUAUGUUGAUCGACAAGAACCAGGCAACAUCGUUCAUUGUGGGGAAUGGCGACGGGAAAUUAAUAUAUUAGCAUCUCUUUUUCAAGAGAUCGAUUGCUUCCAAGAUGCCAUUCUCAACCUCAGCACUUCUGUCGCGUUUUUUCCGCUAGGUCGUUGUGACUGGGGUGGAGAUGUCGCUGAUGUUGAUGGCAAUGGGGAAUCUACAUCAUCAAAAAACUCUUCUUCUGGCACUAUUGGUGGCAAUGGUGAGAGCAUAGAAGUAGCAAUUGAAGGCGUAAGCGAAGCUACACAUUUUGUGAGCACCUAA
This is a messenger RNA of Anastrepha obliqua, 753 nucleotides long. RefSeq lists its product as uncharacterized. The record is from RefSeq and is a predicted model, not a curated record. The transcript is spliced from 3 exons. Bases 73 to 753 code for a protein of 226 amino acids. NCBI's taxonomy places the organism in Eukaryota, Metazoa, Arthropoda, Insecta, Diptera, Tephritidae.